AUGUUGCGCGUAACACAAACCAAAAAUACGUUGCUCGAUGGAGCCACCAUAGAUUCACAACUAUACACAACCCCACAGGAUUGUGAGGAUUUCUUCGAAAGCAUUGAAAAACCGACGACAGUUGUUGCAGCUCCACGUCCAACUUUUAUACGAGUUGGAGUACUAACCACAGUGAGAGGCUCUGCUUACAUGGAAUAUGGCAACACUAAGGUGAUGGCCAUAGUGGCCCCGCCACGCGAACUAAUCCGCUCCAACGUGCGUCGUGUGAAUAUGGGUGUCAUCAAUUGCUAUGUGAACUUUGCGGCUUUUGCCAGCGAUGAUCUGGAAGCGGUGCCGGAACGUGAAAAGCACCUGAGCAGCAUGCUGACCAAGGCACUGCAACCCUUAGUUUGUCGCAAUGAAUUUGUCAACUUUCAACUCGAUAUUCGAGUUUUAAUCUUGGAUGACGAUGGCUGCCUGCUGAGUACUGCGAUCAAUUGUUGCGGUGUUGCGCUGAUCGAGUGUGGCAUAUCCACAUAUGACCUGAUCACCGCCUCCACAGCAUGCAUUUAUCGUGAUCAUGUAUUCGUUAACCCCACCGCUAAGGUGGAGGAGUUGCUUUGGCAGCACAGAGCGGGCAAUGCGCUGCUGGGCAGCAGCAGUAAGUCCAAGGAGGAGAAAGAGGAGCAAAAGGAUGUGCAACAACAUGGCCUACUCAUCAUUGCGAGCAUGGAAACUUUUGAGCAGCUGGCGCAGUGUCAACAAUGUGGUUACCUCAAGCCUGAGACUUAUGUCCAACUCUUGGAUUACACGCUAGAAAUAAACAAAUCGCUGCGGCAGCUGAUUAAACGCGUGCUUACCGAACGUGUGAAGGAGCAGCAUGUGCUGGAUAUGCGUGAAAAGCAACUGGAACAUCAAGAGGAUCAGCGGCUGGCUGCAAUCAUUGAGAAGCUGCAGCAGCAAGGACUCCACGAGUUCAUACAAAGCAACAUCAAAGAGGAUCCAUAUACCGCAAAAUAAAUGUUUCAUGUUUAUAUAAUUUUGUGUUAUACUUAAC
This is a messenger RNA of Drosophila nasuta, 1036 nucleotides long. It is a transcript of the gene Mtr3, whose product is annotated as exosome complex exonuclease Mtr3. The record is from RefSeq and is a predicted model, not a curated record. Gene Ontology annotation, cellular component: nucleolus; cytoplasmic exosome (RNase complex); nuclear exosome (RNase complex). Lineage: Eukaryota; Metazoa; Arthropoda; Insecta; Diptera; Drosophilidae. Gene Ontology annotation, biological process: poly(A)-dependent snoRNA 3'-end processing; nuclear mRNA surveillance; rRNA catabolic process. Gene Ontology annotation, molecular function: RNA binding.